Molecule: messenger RNA, 2823 nt
Organism: Populus euphratica (Euphrates poplar)
Lineage: Eukaryota; Viridiplantae; Streptophyta; Magnoliopsida; Malpighiales; Salicaceae
Exons: 3
Coding region: 1698-2684 (328 amino acids)
Biological process (GO): negative regulation of catalytic activity
Molecular function (GO): enzyme inhibitor activity
Source: RefSeq, a predicted model, not a curated record
UAUCAAAUAAACACGAAACGUUAAACAUUAAAGAACGAGAAAAGUGUAUAUAUACGUGCUAAUUCUAGUACAAACAAAAAAAUAGAGAACAAGAAAGUAUGUCUCAAACUGUAAUAGAAAAAAUACAAAACAGAAAAAAUAUCUCUUAAAAAGUCUCCUGGACCAUUAUUGGACAAUUUGAUGCUCCAGUUAAGUAAUGCGUUAAAUUUCAUAUUGAAAGAAGUUUCUGUUUCAUUUCCAUGAAAAUUUCAAUGAUGAUUGUAUUUCUAUGAUUUUGAACUACAUUUCUUGUUUUCAGACCCCAUGAAAGUACUUGUAAAUUUGUGUGCAAGAGACACAAGAGGUUAACUUCCUGCCAAAUUUUUGAUGAAUGCUAAAGCAAUAGAAACUAGCUUCUCAAACUCAGUUUUCAUAGAGGUCAAAUGAGAUUUUCCAGCGAAGAUAUCCUCACAUGUCUCCGCCCAGUCAGUGGCAGCUCCAACCCAUGUGCUAGCAUCACCGUAACGUUCAGAAUCCAAAGCUGGCAGUGAGUCCUUAAUCUUUGCCAUAUUUUAAAGCAUUCUCUACGGCAAGUUUGGCCAUGCCUUGGAGACCAAGUCCUUUGUUUUCCGGGAAGAAAUCAACAGUACAUUCACACAGCUCCUUGUCUAAGGUUUGGCUACAACCUUCAGUUAUCAAGCGUUCCUUUAUGACUAACGAAUUGAUUUGUUUUAAAGCACUCGAGCUUAGCUGGUCAAACUGUUGUUUUCAUAUCAGCAAUUGGAGAAUUUUGGUGUACUAGUUCCUGGAAACUAUCUUCACAUGCUGUUGAAUGUGCGGAGGCACCUGCGAUCCAUAUGUUAGCAUCAGCGUAACCAUUAGCAUCCAAAGCAACCAAUGAUUUCUUAAUCAGGCCAAUUGCAUCCUGUACCGAUUCGGCAGAAUAUUUGUACGAGGUCUUCUUUUGUGCAAGUGUGGUUAGGCUUUGGAAAUCAGCUUGCGCUUCACUUUCAGAUUCAAAAUCUUUGUGAGCUUUAGUAAGGAUAUGAUUAGAAGAGAGGACAAGGGCUAGGACAAAGUAAAAUGUAAUGUGCCCAUGAAAAGAACCCAUGGCUGUUCAAUCGGUUCGAGCAGCCGGGAUCGAGCAGGAUUCGGUGUAUUGAAGGAAGAAAUGGUUGCCUGGAAAAUCAGGACAAGUUAGAAGAUUAUAUAGCCUUCAAUUUUUACAGCAAAUUUCUGUUUUGUUCCUAUUUUUACAUAGAAGACAACUCAGAAGGUGAAUUGAGCUGGUCCUAACUACUUUCUCUGAGAAGGAAACGAAUUUGCUAUUAACAAUUCAUGUUCAAAAGAUAACCGCAAAAUUUGUUGGAGCUUCCAAGCCAUUUUUGGAUCAUUUUGCUUCCAAUCUGAGGCAUGGCAGUUUUUGAGCUACUCCUUGUUUUUAGCCUAAAAGCUUCAACCCAAAUUUAACCACAACGCCAUGUAAAUAGAAGCAACAACUCUAGAAUCAAGAAAGACAGCCAUAUAAAUAGUUCAAAAAUAGCUUACUUCAACUUCUGAGUUUUCUCCUACGUAAAAAUAGGAACACAACAGAAAAAUGUUGUAAGAAAUGAAGGCUAUAUAAUCUUCUAAUUUGUCCUUGUUUUUCCAAUCGACCAUUCCUUCCUUCAACACACUGAUUCGUGCAAAAUCCUGGCCGCUUGAACCGAUUGAACAGCAUGGGUUCUUUACAUGGGUUCAUUCCAUUUUGCUUUGUCCUAGUUCUUGUCCUCUCUUCUAAUCAUCUCAUUGCUAAAGCCCACAAAAAUUCCACGAAUCAAAUCAAAGUAGAAGCUGAUUUCAAAACCAUAGCCGAACUUGCAGGAAAGAAUGCAAUUCCAAAUGCUGAUUUCAAAGGCCUAGCCAGGCUUGCAUUAACGAAAGCAAUAUCAAAUGGGAAUGCAAUAUACCACCGCGUCAACUCGUUGCUACUCAAAACUUCGGACAUAUACACUACGAGAAGCCUAACAGGUUGUUCUACCAACUACAAAGAUGCAGUUGGCCUUAUUAACAAAUCGCUGGCUGCUUUGGAUGCUAAAAAUUACAAUGAUGCCAAGACAUGUAUCACGGAUGCCAUGGCUAACUCAACGAAAUGCGAAGAUAGAUUCGAGGAACUAUUACAACAAAAUUCCCCAUUUACAUUCAUGAAAGCAAAGUUUGGCCUGCUAUGCUUGAGUGGUUUAAAACACAUCAAUCUGUUAGUCCAGAAUGAACGCUUGAUAACUGAAGGUUGUAGCCAAACCUUAGACAAGGAGCUGUGCAAAUCUACAGUCGAAUUCUUCCUGGAAAACAAAGGACUUGGUCUCCAUGGCUUGGCCAAGCUUGCAGUAGAGAAAGCAUUGAAAGAUGGCACCAGAAUCCACAACCACAUCAGUGUGUUGCUAAAAACAACUUCAGAUAAAUGCGUUCUGAAAAAACUUAAAAGUUGUUCUGCGUUCUACCUGACUGCAAUUGAAAAGAUUAAGGAGUCGCUGCCAGCUUUGGAUUGUAAUCGUUAUGGUGAUGCCAGUACAUGGGUUGGAGCUGCCAUAGACUCGGCGGAGACAUGUGAGGGUGUGUUAGCUGGAAAAUCAAAGACGAUAUCACCUUUGACCGCUAUGAAAACAGAGUUUAAUAAGCAAGUCUCUAUUUCUUUAGUUGUCAUCAAAAAGCUAGCCGGAAAUUAACCUGAGGUGGCUGCUGCGCACAAAUCUACAAGUUCUUCCAUUGGAUCUCAAAACAAGAAAUGUACUUCAAAAAUUACAGAAAGAUUAAAUAUCAUUGAAAAUUUCCUGAGAAUAAAACAGAAGACGUAUUCAAUAUGAA